AUGGCGGCGCAGCGGCGGCGGCCCGCGGCUGGCGUGGGAGCCCGGGACGCGCUCGCGGUGCUGGCGCUGGCCUUGUGUGCUCCCGGGGUGGGCGGCGGGGCGCUCGAGUGGUACUCGGCCAUGGUGAGCAUCGAGUUCGUAGACCCGGAGUCGAACCUGACGGUGUGGAUCAAGUCCGAGAGCGGCCGCUUCGGCGACAGCUCGCUCAGGGAGAAGAGGCAGGGCCUGGUGGGCGUCCCGCGCGCGCCCGCGGACGCGGAGGGCUGCGCGCCCGACACGCGCUUCGUGGCGCCCGGCGCCCUCGGCAACGCGCCCUGGGUGGCGCUGGUGGCGCGAGGCGGCUGCACCUUCAAGGACAAGGUGCUGGCGGCGGCGCGGAGGAACGCCUCGGCCGUGGUGGUCUACAACCAGGAGCGCUACGGAAACGCCACCGAGCCCAUGUCGCACCCGGGAACAGGAAAGAUAGUCGUCAUUAUGAUUAGCUACCCAAAAGGACGAGAAAUUUUUGAUCUGGUGCAAAAAGGAAUUCCAGUAAAAAUGAGCAUAGAGAUUGGUGCUCGCCAUAUGCAGGAGUUCAUCAGCGGUCAGUCUGUGGUGUUUGUGGCCAUUGCCUUCAUCACGAUGAUGAUUAUCUCAUUAGCAUGGCUAAUAUUCUAUUAUAUACAGCGUUUCCUAUAUACUGGCUCACAGUUUGGAAGUCAGAAUCAUAGAAAGGAAACUAAGAAGGUCAUUGGCCAGCUUCCACUCCACACUGUGAAGCACGGAGAGAAGGGAAUUGAUGUUGAUGCUGAGAAUUGUGCAGUGUGUAUUGAAAACUUUAAAGUCAAAGAUGUUAUCAGAAUCCUGCCAUGCAAGCAUAUUUUUCAUAGAAUAUGCAUUGACCCAUGGCUUUUGGAUCACCGAACGUGUCCAAUGUGUAAACUUGAUGUCAUCAAAGCCCUGGGAUAUUGGGGGGACCCUGAGGAUCCACAGGAGCUACCCAUCCCGGAAGCUGCCCCAGGAAAUGUUUCUGUUGGGAAUCUGAGUGUGACAUCCCAUGAUGAGGAGAGGAGUGAAAGCAACCUUCCAUCAUCUUCCUCAAGCGAGUCUGGGCCACACCGCCCCUGUCUUAAAGAAGAUGCAGGGGAAGACACAGCAUUACUAGGAGCCAGCAGGAGUGACCCUCAGCACGGAGGAUCCGUAUGCUAGCACCGUCCUCACUGACAGCCUCACCGACAGAGCCUUGGCUUGAAUACAGGACAUUCAGUUUUUUACUCUAAGGCAUAGUUUGUAUACUUGAAAACAGUGGAUUUUAUUUUACUUUACCUUUCAGAUUCAGGUUUGAUAUACAAAGGGCUGAGAUAUUUUAUUCCUAAAAGACUUUUAAUUAGCCUUCACCUAUUUAUCUACUAAAGUAUGUUUAUCGUAGAUUUUGUUGUGUCAAACUGUCACAGAUGUAUAUGGAGGGGUUGUUCCUGAGUACUAGACUAGCUUCUGUGGUACUAUAAAACAAGAUUCUGUUUCUCAGUCUUUUAAGACAGAGCUCACUAAGUUGAAUUGUGAAAUGUAGUUCCUUAUUGAUCACAUGAACGUUCCCUGAAGCAGAGACUGUAGAAGGUGUACAUGAGAAACUUGCCAUGGGCAGUGGUACAUGCCUGCAAACUCAGGAGCCUGAGGCAAGAGGAUCUUGAGUUCAAGCCUACCUUGGGCUAUGUAGCAAGACUGCUACGGAGGGUUAAAGGGAGAGAGAAGUGUCUUGCACUAUAUUGUCUAUAGAGACUUUAGAACCGCGCCUGCGUUUUUAUUAUGUGGAACUGUGAAAGGAACACUAGAUGAUUUUAUGAUUCGCAUCUUUACCUUUAUAAAAUCUUUAUGAUUUUUACCUUUAUUGCCUAAUUUCUUUUCACUUGGAAGGAGAAGGGAAUUUAUCCAUGUUUUUCUACAAAUUAAAAAAUACUGGCAAAAAUGCCAUAUUGCAUGUUAAAAAGCAUUAAAAUAUUGAUUCGUUAAGAAAAUCAAGUAGGCAUACUGUAAUGUUUUUAAAUGAUUAGUAUAUUUCAGUGGGUUUAAUCUUUACAAGUAAAAAUAUUUAAUUAAAAUUUUUAUUUUGUUGUUAGACUGAAGUAACAUUUUCCUAAUGAGAUUUUAAGCCGAGUCAAUACUGUGACCUUGUAUCCUUUCCUGCUUGAUGUUCUCACCGUGAAGUCUUUAAAGACUGUUGUCUGAGUUCUAUAUAGUGCUUAGAUACACACUUUCAAGAGCGAGGAGUCUUUUGUUGUUGAUUCUAAACUUGUAUGUCUACUUUGUAGACAAAAAUAAAUGCUUAUUGACAAAAAUUUUUCUAUGUAACAAAUUUUAUUUAACAUAAUCAGCCCCAAUGUUGAGCACAAAAAGUUUACAGAGGAUAGAAAGUGCAUUAAUAAAAGCUAGUCUUUAUGCAAAGGAAAGAAAAUACGUUCUUGAUCAAAAUAUUUUACACUUCAGUGAUAAACUGAGAAAGCUUUUAUUUUUUUAAAGUUGACUUUAUGUAUAUGAGUACUUUCCUGCAUGUACAUCUGUGCGUCAUCUACAUGCCUAAUGCCAAGAGAGGCCAGAAGAGGCUGUCAGAUCUGCUGCAACCGGGGUUACAGAGGGCUGUGAACUGCUUUGUGGGCACUAGGUAUUGAACCUGAGUUCUCUAGGAAAGCUGCCAGUGCUUUUAGACACUGAACCAUCUCUCCAGCCUAAAAAAGAAUGCUUUAAGAAGUUGGUCUCUGCCCCUCCCCUUUGGGAAAAAAAAAAGAAGAAGUUGGUCUCUGGCUGACAGCACACUUCAGUAGGGGGUCACUGACGCAUGGUCUGUGUUGUGCUUUGCAUUAAUGUCCUCAGCUGGAACUGUCUACAGGACAGGAGACAGACAUGAGUCAGGAACACAUCCAGGUCUGUUACUCUAUCUGUGAAGGCUUCUGCCAAGUAAAAGAUACAUGUCUUCAUAGCAUGAAGUUAGGAAUAACUUCACCAUUCUCAGAUCUAUCUUCCAUCUUCUCCAGGGCAAAACUUGGUCUUUUGUCUUUCUUCACAAGUCCUUCUAGUUUAACUAACUGUGAUCCAUCUGACUGCUGAGGGAUGCUCGGAUAGUGUCCUCACUGAAAGUUUCAUCACCUCUGGGACCAACAGUAGUUACAGGAGCCUCGAAAAGCAGUGAGAUCACCUCUAGCUGAACAGUGAUGUGAAAACUGGAGGCAGUGUCCUGACACAGAAGCUAUUUCCUGUGGUUUCUGCUCUCCCGGCUUUCACUCUCAGCGCUGACCUUGACUCUCCCAGCAGAGUACUUGAGCUGUGACCAGGUGAUCUCACCUUGCAGGUGAUUUGAAGACUGAAGUUGGAUUAAAAAACUUUGAUGAAGUUACUUAACCCAUAUUAAACUCACUCAAUUUUACUUAAAAGUUGGUUGUAGUUAUUCAACCUCAAGAUUAUAACUUGUUGCCCAGGCUGCCCUCAACUUUCUGGGUUAAAACAAUCGGUUGUAGCUGGGACUACAGGGCUGCACCAGUGUGUGCACCUUGUCUUUAUACACGCUAAGAGCCAUGUAGUGGUGUUCCAAGCUUGACGUAUGUACAUCUAAUGUUUGCCAAGCACAACUAUUCUUUGUGAACAGUCUGUUUUCCUAGUGAACACCAAGAUUGUGAUCUUGACCUUCCUCAUUGUAGUGUCCUUAAUUGAGACAUUUGUUUGGGAUUCCAAAAUCAACAGACAACUUGCAAUUUUCCUGUGUGCCACAGCACAGCUUGUUUUUGAUACACAAAAGCAUAAAAAUUUUGUGUUGCUUGUGCCUUUUUGCUGAAGCUUUCACUGCAAAGAUCUCUUCCAAGCUCUCGUACCCUAUGGGGGUGAAGGGGGGGAAUUGUGUUUGUCUUGACAAUUUCAUUUUUUAAAAUGAAUGAACAUAUAAAGAAUUACCAUCUCCUGGUGUAAGCUUAAUGAAGCUGUGACAAGCUUCAUGGACAAAGUACAUGUUAAAUAAAGCUUCAGGGGUUUUUGUUCAUGGA
This is a messenger RNA of Grammomys surdaster, 4007 nucleotides long. It is a transcript of the gene Rnf149, whose product is annotated as ring finger protein 149. Lineage: Eukaryota; Metazoa; Chordata; Mammalia; Rodentia; Muridae. The transcript is spliced from 9 exons. The record is from RefSeq and is a predicted model, not a curated record. Bases 1 to 1188 code for a protein of 395 amino acids.